This is a messenger RNA of Oreochromis niloticus (Nile tilapia), 381 nucleotides long. It is a transcript of the gene rpl38, whose product is annotated as ribosomal protein L38. The coding region runs from base 121 to 333 and encodes 70 amino acids. Gene Ontology annotation, cellular component: cytosolic large ribosomal subunit; ribosome. The record is from RefSeq and is a predicted model, not a curated record. Gene Ontology annotation, molecular function: structural constituent of ribosome. NCBI's taxonomy places the organism in Eukaryota, Metazoa, Chordata, Actinopteri, Cichliformes, Cichlidae. The transcript is spliced from 5 exons. Gene Ontology annotation, biological process: protein-RNA complex assembly; translation.
UUUUCGUCUUGGCCCUCGGUAGUUGCCGUAGUGACAUAUAAAUGUGUUUUCAACCGGAAGUCCCGCCCCUUUUUCAUCCCCUCUCUGGCCGACUGACGUCCAGUCCGCUGACACGGCAGCAUGCCUCGCAAGAUAGAAGAAAUCAAAGAUUUCCUGCUGACAGCCAGGAGGAAGGAUGCCAAGUCCGUAAAGAUCAAGAAGAACAAGGACAAUGUUAAGUUCAAGGUGCGCUGCAGCAGGUACCUGUACACCCUGGUCAUCACAGACAAGGAGAAGGCUGAGAAGCUCAAACAGUCCCUGCCCCCAGGUCUGGCUGUGAAGGAGCUGAAGUAAAUCCGUGAUGUACAGAUAAUUGUAAUAAAAACUGGGGGAAAAAAAUCA